ACCUUAGCGACGGCCGAGUUCGCCAUCAUCUGCGAUUGGAUGCACGGCGAUGUCUGGUGUGUGAUUGGCCGUUUGUGGGGAUUGUUCGCGUUGUUGGAGGGAGCAAAACGAAUAAGCGAAAGGUAAUUAUGGAAACAUUGCAGCAUCCGAUCCGGGUCCCUUAUAAAAGCGUAACACAUCAACAACCAAAGCGCUUUCUCUAUCCUUCUCCUUACCCCCUUCCUCCUUGCUCGACUCGCUCUUGCCCAGGCUGUUGCCUUGUGCUGCUUAGUUCGACCCGGUGUCGUUUACACUCUUUCUUCCACCGCAGACUUCUUGAAGCUGUCCUUACCUCCCUUCAUUCUUUAACCUUCGACUUUCUCUACACCGGCCAAGCUCGAUUUUUUUUUUCACAUCAGAGAUGUUCUCCAAGGCUAUCCUCGUCGCUUUCCUUUCUCUUGCGCUCGCCGCAAACGCUGCUCCGGCGUUCAACAAGGAUGCAUGCUCUGCUGUCGUUUCCACCGUCACGGUGACUGCUCCUGCUGCUGUGAACACAGGAAACACCCUUGCGGUUGGUAAUCAGAACGGUAACGGUGCUAACAACGCUGCCCAAAACGGUGCCGCGGGUAAUAACAACAACAAAGGUGGCAACAACGGCAAUACCAAGGGCGGAAAUAACGCUAACAAUGGUGGCAACGCUGCUAACAACGGCAAUAACGCCGCUAAUGGCAAUAACAAUAACAAGGGUGGCAAUGCGAACGCAGGCGGUAACGCCAAUAACGGCCAGGGGGCUGCUACUACCACCUCUGCAGCGGCAGCUGCCACCAGCAGUGCUGCAGCAGCAGGUGGUAACAAUGGUGGCAACGCUAAUAACGGCACCAACAAUGGUAAUAAUAACGGCAACAACAACAACGGUAACAACAACGGAAAUGGUAACGCUGGCGGCGACGCUCAGACGUCUCUCACCUUGGAUCCCUCCGUCCUUGCCAAGGGCUUCGAGAAUGACGGUCAAGAUCAACCCGCUGCUGGUCAAGUUGCUUCGUUGACUUCAUCGAACAAUUUCAUCAACUUCUGCGCUACCGUCGCCAACCUUCCAAUUACCAACGGUCAACAGGUCAAGACCGGUUCAUGCAACCCCGCACCUAUGGGUAUCAUUGCCGCGACGACUAACAUGCCUUCAUCAAAGUUCUCGAACCCCAAGAACUUCGAUACCAUUAAAGCAAACACCGCUUUCACGAUUUCCAUGGCCAUCAAGAACCUCGAGACCGGUCACUUCACCAACGCCCAGGAGAACUACUUCGCUGCCCCUCAACAAAUCAACGCCGGUGGUACUAUCCAGGGUCACUCGCACGUCGUCAUUGAGCAAAUCGACGCUAUUGACUCGACUGCUGUGACCGACCCCACGAAGUUUGCGUUCUUCAAGGGUCUCAACGAUGCUGCUCAGGGUGGUGUUCUCACUGCUGACGUCACAAACGGUCUUCCCGCCGGUAGCUACCGUCUUGCAUCCAUCAACUCCGCUGCCAACCAUCAACCUGUUCUCGUUGCGGUUGCUCAGCACGGAUCUCUCGACGAUAUGGUCUACUUCACUGUUACCAACGACGGUAAGGCCGCGGCUGGUGCAGGCAAUGCUGCAGGGGGCAAUGCAGCAGCAGGUAACGCAACUGAUACUGGUGCUGCCGCUGCCGCCUCUGCUUCAGCUACUGCUGCUGCAGGCAAGGGCAACAACAACGGCGGUAACAACAAUAACAAGGGUGGUAACGGCAACGCUCAGGCCGGCGCCGCUCAAGCUGGAAACAACCAGAAAGGUGGCAAGGGUGGCAAGCGGUGGUUCUUCUAGACGUCGCUUCCUCCUAGACACUUGUUCCACGCUAUCAUUAUUGACUCUUGCUUAAAAACUUGCAUCUGUAUCAUUAUAGCUUAGGCGGACACUCCCACUGCCCUCUCGCAUUGUCUAUCUCUGUUUUCGAGCUUCUCCUCACUACGUCGGUUUCCUUUUUUUCUUUUCUCCAACGUUUCUAGAUUCUUUGCAGCACGCUUGUCGUGGCGACGCCCUUAUUGUAGUACCUAGUGUAUUACUUACGAUUUCCUAGUAGCAGAGCGAAAUCACAAUGGAGUUUCCGUUGUAAACU
Messenger RNA from Somion occarium, 2108 nucleotides. The record is from the annotation of a GenBank genome assembly. Lineage: Eukaryota; Fungi; Basidiomycota; Agaricomycetes; Polyporales; Cerrenaceae.